Molecule: messenger RNA, 2848 nt
Organism: Humulus lupulus (European hop)
Lineage: Eukaryota; Viridiplantae; Streptophyta; Magnoliopsida; Rosales; Cannabaceae
Product: MLO-like protein 11
Exons: 15
Coding region: 896-2554 (552 amino acids)
Biological process (GO): defense response
Cellular component (GO): membrane
Source: RefSeq, a predicted model, not a curated record
CAACAUAAUAUUCUAUUAUUUUUUGAAGAAAAAACAAUCACCGCUCCUGGGUUUCAGUUAUUUUGCUCUCUUUAUGGACUAGUUUUAUAAAAACCGAAAGAGGAGUGAAGAGAGAGUUUUCGCAUUGGUCAGAAUCAGCUACGACUUUGAGCUUGGAAAUUAUUGGUUUUCUGGGUGCUUUUCGAAAGAGAUCCAAGGUGAAUGUGAUGUCCUCGUAAAGGUUGGUGUUUCAGGUUUCUGUUCUGUUUUCUGACAAUGUGAACAAGGAUUAUCAAGGCUUCAAGGGAAAAAGCUGUUUCUCGGACUGCAACAAACAGAUGCUACGUACAGAACAGACACGCUUUUGAGAGAGAGAGAGAGAGAGAGAGAGAAAUAAAGAGUAGGAUCAGUUUAAUUAUUUGCCAUUUUCAGGGAACUGCUUGUUUUCUCAACCUUCUUGGUUUUGGGUUAUAAAAAGGAUUUCUCUUGCCGGAGAGUGGAGGAGGGUCUAAUUGCAAUUUGUAUAAAGAUCUGCUUCAACUGGGAAAGCUUGUUCAUUAUUGUUGAGUUUACCUACUCAAAACAUCAACUUUAUCUGUGGUUACUAUUCAAUUACAGAAAGCUACUUUAGUUGGUAUUUUUUUUUUGAAGAAACCCUUUUGAGUUCACAUUUGUGUUGCUUUGUGUUUUGUGUAUGAAUUCUGACAAUAGAGAGGUAGAGCACCUAUGCAUUCAUACUGCGUAGAAGACUGUUUUGGGGGUGAAAUUUUUCAUGUAUAGAAUAUAGAUUCUCAACUUUUGGUUCUGUUAAAUGAUUGUGGCCAACUGGAAAAGGGCAUUAUUUCUUUUCUUCUGGGAUUUACUUUAGAGAAGGAAAAGAAAUAGUUAGCAGUGUUCGAGGAGGGGAUUUUAUAAAAUGGAGGAAAAUAACAAAGAAAUGCGAUCUUUGGCCUUGACUCCGACAUGGUCUGUUGCUACUGUCUUGACAAUCUUUGUUGCAGUCUCUCUACUUGUGGAGCGCUCGAUCCACCGUUUAAGCACUUGGUUGCGGAAAACUAACCGAAAACCCUUGCUUGAAGCAGUGGAGAAAAUGAAAGAAGAGUUGAUGCUGCUUGGGUUUAUCUCUCUGCUUUUAACAGCCACCUCAAGCUUGAUAGCCAACAUUUGCAUUCCUUCAAAGUUUUAUAAUAGUGCUUUUGCCCCAUGUACAAGGUCUGAGAUUGAUGAAGAAAAUGAGAAUAAUUCAUCCCAUGAGCGUAAACUAUUAAUGUCUUCAGUUCAUACAUUUAGGAGAAUGCUGAAUGGCUUAGAUCGGAAUACCUGCAAAAAGGGUCACGAGCCCUUUGUUUCCUAUGAAGGUCUUGAGCAGUUGCAUCGGUUCAUUUUUGUUAUGGCAGUAACACAUAUAUCCUACAGUUGCUUAACGAUGUUGCUGGCAAUUGUUAAGAUUCACAGUUGGAGAGAAUGGGAGGAGGAGGCUCAUAUGGAACGACAUGAUUCGUUAACUGAGAUGACAAGACAGUUGACAAUGCGGAGACAAGUAACCUUCGUAAAAGCCCAAUCAUCAAAUCCUGUGGUAAAAAAUAGUUUUCUCGUCUGGGUGACAUGUUUCUUCCGCCAAUUUGGGCAUUCAGUAGUUCGUGCGGAUUACUUGACAUUGCGCAAUGGUUUCAUAAUGAAUCACAACCUUACACUAAAAUACGAUUUUCACAGCUAUAUGAUUCGUUCCAUGGAAGAAGAGUUCCAAAGGAUAGUGGGCGUGAGUGGUCUUCUAUGGGGAUUUGUUGUUGCUUUCAUGCUGUUUAAUAUAAAAGGUUCUAACCUCUAUUUCUGGAUUGCAAUCAUUCCAAUUUCACUAGUUCUUUUGAUUGGCACGAAGCUGCAGCAUAUUAUUGCGACCCUGGCACUAGAGAAUGCUGGUUUAAGAGUUCAUGGAGAAAGGAUGAGGCCAAGGGAUGACCUUUUCUGGUUUAAGAAGCCAGAACUUCUGUUAUCACUGAUCCAUUUUGUUCUAUUCCAGAACGCAUUUGAACUGGCUUCGUUUUUUUGGUUUUGGUGGCAAUUUGGUUACGAUUCUUGCUUCAUUCAGAAUCAUUUGCUUGUGUAUUUAAGACUGAUUUUGGGGUUUGCUGGGCAGUUUCUCUGCAGUUACAGUACCUUGCCACUGUAUGCAUUGGUAACUCAGAUGGGAACAAAUUAUAAGGCGGCUCUUAUUCCACACAGAAUAAGGGAGACAAUUCACGGGUGGAAAAAGGCAGCUAGGAGGAAAAGAAGGCUUGGAAUGUUCAAUGAUGAUUCGACCAUACACACAGAUGCAAGCACAGUAAUCUCAGUCGAGGAGGAGUACGAUAAUCAUUAUCUUGAUAACCCGGAAUCUGUAACAACUAUACAUAAUGGAAUAGAAAUGCAACCAACUCCUAUUAUUCCAAUCACUGAGGUGAGUGCUAAUGAAACAUCAAGUAGGUUAGGUUCGCCUCUUCUUCGACCAAGUAUUUCAGUACCUGCAUCUGCUACACUGGAUCUUGAGGGCAAUAGAACUUCAAGAUGUGUUUCAAUGCCGAUCAGAAGAGAAUGAUUGUCCACAAAUUGACAGUGAUGAUGACGACAAAGAAGCAUGAGAAUUUUACUAUGAUGAUAAUUUAGUAGCAAAUCAACUAUAUUGAGUAUUAGGAAAGGAAGAUGUAUCUAAGAGUGGUUUCAAGUAAGUGUGUGAAAUUUGUAACUGUCACUUUUGUGCUUUCUAAUAUUAGCAUGAAGGAUACAAGUGAAUAGAAUAAUACUCUCUAGGCAUGUAAGUUUAGCAUACUUUGCUAGCAUUACUGUAAUGAACAUUUCUGAAAUAGAAUGGCUGAAUUUUUGAAACGUAAAA